AUGCCGAUUGCAGUGGCCGUCAAGGCGCUGGCCGACCUCCCCAUGAGGCGCUUGAAGCUGCCGAAAGGCGGCGUGGGGCGUGACUACCUGCUGACUCAGCUGACCAUCAAGGGGCAGGGCCCCUUUGACUUCAUGGUGGACAGCGGCCUCACGGCUGAGCUCAUCACGCCGCACCUGCAGCAGGCUUUGGGCAUAAAGGGCGGCAACACGCGCAUAUCGGGGCUGGGCGCGGGCGGCUCGGUGUCGGCCGGCCAGCUGGUUGAACUGGAGGGCGCUGCCCUGUGCUGCGGCGACUUUCCCUACACGGGCGGCCGCAGCCUGCCGCUGCCGCCGCUCAACGCGGUGGUGACGUCAUUCCCUCAGGAGCACCUGGACCCCGCACACGACCCCGUGGAGGGCAUGCUGGGCAUGGAGAUGCUCUCGCUGUUUGACGCCGACUUCGACUUUCCAGCGGGGCGGCUGCGGCUGUACAAGCCAGGAGAGGGCGUGGCCGUGGCCCAGGCGGCGGGCCUGGUGGAGAUACCCGCGGCGGUUCUCAAUGAGUCAGGCCUACUGGGCAUCCGCGCCACCUCCCCGGGCGCCCCCUCCCCCCAGCCCUUCACCGCCAUCCUGGACUGCGGCGCCUCCUUCAGCGCCAUCAACUGGGCGGCGGCCGGACUGGCCGGACUGCCGCCGAGGGGGGACAAGGCCUACCAGCGGGGCCCACAGAUAUUCAGCGUGGGCGUCGACGGGCGCCCAGCCCCCUACCCCACGCACCCCCUGCAGCUGACCUACAAGGGCGACGCCUCCAAGGACCCCCGCACCGGCGCGCUCACGUUCGAGGCCCCACCCGCGGCGUGGCGGCCGUGGGGCAAGGUGGACGCGGCGGUCGGGGACCUACCCGUGUUUGGGCAGCUGCUGGGGGACCCUAGCGGGCGCACGCCCUUCACCGGGCCCGCGGUGCUGCUGGGGCUGGACGUCCUGUCGCAGCGCCGCACCAUGCUGUGCGCGGGCCAGCCCGGCCAGGGCCGGCGCAGGCAGCUGUUUGUGAGCGGCCGUUAA
Molecule: messenger RNA, 1041 nt
Organism: Monoraphidium neglectum
Lineage: Eukaryota; Viridiplantae; Chlorophyta; Chlorophyceae; Sphaeropleales; Selenastraceae
Exons: 7
Coding region: 1-1041 (346 amino acids)
Source: RefSeq, a predicted model, not a curated record